GAGGCGGUUUGCUCAUUCCACAGAAAUGCAAAUUAUUCGCAAGCGCUUCUAGCCGGUUGUUCAAAUUAUUUAUUUUAAUAAUUAUCCGGGACAUCUCACAUUAGGUGACAUCUUGGUCCUAGACCUAAGGUCAGAGGUAUGAGUCUGUUUCGCUACGUCGAGAUCAACUGUCUUCACCACGCCUUCUUGCAACUGGGAAACUUCUCUCCCGUCGAUUCUUUGACGAAGGACGCUGUGCCGAAGUCGAAGUUGUCUGUCAUUUGCUUGAACAUCUCAUCUCUGCUCGACCGUCGCUUCAACGAGAAACUACUUUUAGAGCACGUGCCGGAGUCCGAGUCUCUUACGUUCGCGCAGUUCCUCGAUUUUUUGCAGUCCAAGUUUCUGAGCGAGGACAGCUUGUUUGACGUCGAGCAGUUGCGACGUCUGUGCUGGCACAUCACCUCGCGAGGUUUCGUUCGCAGCAUUCUGUCAAACGAUGAAGCGUACAAAGUGUGGAUGAUAUUUAGCAAACUCAACAAUGAUCAGACGUUGAAGUUGGACGGAGACGAAACGAGUCGCAUUAUUGGUCAAUUUGCGCGUGCUGUUGCAAAGACGUUUGACAGGAAGAAGCUUGACGAGUACGAUCACGACAGACCAACCAUCACGUUUUGGACGUUUCUUCGUUUUUUCGAAGAGUGUCUUACUGAUGUGGAGCCGAACGUUUAUCGAGAAGUGUUGAUCGAUGUGUAUGAUGAGGUGGUGAGGGACGUUGUGAAGAAAGGAUACUUGAAGAAGAAAGGACACAAGAGACACACUUGGAAGGAACGUUGGUUUGUUCUCGAGCCUCAUUUCUUGAUAUACUACAAGUCUCGUGAUAACAUGGAAGAGAAAGGAGCAGUUCAUAUUACCUCGAGAUCCCAAGUAGAAGCAAUAGCAGAGAAAACUAACUACAAGUUCAGAAUACUUGUGACUGAUGGAGCUAAUGGGACAAAAUAUGAAUUAUGUGCAUCUGAUCAGCGUUCAAAAAUGGAGUGGAUUGGAGCUAUUAAACACGUCAUCGAAAGAGAUCCCGAAGAUGUUGCUCCUUUUCAUCAUGAACGAUUGGAAAGACUUCACGAGAAAGAUAUGAGACGACGCACUCUAGAACAACAACGACAAGAGAACGAAGAACAGAAGAAGCAAUUGGAGGAGUUAAGGCUGGCAAGGGAAGAGGCUGAACAACAAAAACUAUUCGAACAACAGUGGCUUCAAGAAGAGAUGCAACGACGAAGAGAAGCAGAGGAUAAACAGCGAAGGUAUCUUGAAGAAUUAGACAAAGAACGUUUGCAGAAACUGCAGGAAGAAAAUGAGAAACUGAGUAAAGAGGAACAGUUGGAAGAAGAAGUUCGUCGAAGGCACGAAAUACAAACAUUGCAUGAAGAGCAGCAGAGGCAAAUGGAAUUUGAGCAGCAAAGACUUCUUGAGAUGCAGAAACAAAAUGAAGAGUUCAUGCAACUACUACAGCUUGAACGAGAAAAAUACGAGAAAGCAGAAGAAGAGAGGCAAAAGAUGGAGGAGCUAUACAAGCAGGCACUUGCGAGAGGCGAAAGACCAGAACGACCCAAGUUUGAAGUGAAGAUGUCUCCAGGCCUCGCCAAACUUAUCGGCCCCAAGGAUUUUCCGCUUGUAAGCCAUCGCGGCCCUGGUGCCUUUCCAAAGGUGUUUUCACCCGAUAGCAAGUGGCUCGAAAAGCGAAAAUCGCGAUCAAAAAGUCCAGACACACAAGACGAAAAAAAGGAUUUUGCCAACAAGCCCGGGACUUCAAUUGUACGAGUGCUGUCGAGUGCUCAGAAUGGUAAUUCUGAUGAUGGCAACGUUGCAGUUUGCAAUGACACAGAUCAUGCAGAUGUCAUCACUGUGGCAGGUACAGCAGAUGAGGUAGGUGUGACUGUUGACACCAAGUCAGAUGAUGCAAAUGAAGUGGAUGUGGCAAGGAAAGGUGAUGCAGAUGAUGUGGGCCCCACAGAACCAGAUAAUGCUGCACCUGAAGAAAAUGAAAUGCUAAACAAUAUUACAAAUAGACUGGGUGUGGCAGUUGACAAGGCUACAGCUGGUGCAUAUACAAUUGUUGAAACAAAAAAAGAUGUUGCUGAUGGAGAGGAUGCCAAAAUAAAAGACAAUGCAGAGGAAGUGGACGUGAGGGAGGAAUAAUGCAAAUACAGUGGGUGUGAUGGUCAACAAGGAUAUGACUGAUUGUGACCACAUGCAUUGGGCAAUAACGGUGGUUCUUUCGUUGUCUUGCAGUAGAAUAAAUGUUUAGGACCGCUGAUUUGCGUUGAAUGGCACAAAGCAUUGAUUGAUUUUGAUUUUACGAUUAUUGUGUUUAUUGCA
Molecule: messenger RNA, 2349 nt
Organism: Corticium candelabrum
Lineage: Eukaryota; Metazoa; Porifera; Homoscleromorpha; Homosclerophorida; Plakinidae
Product: switch-associated protein 70-like
Exons: 2
Coding region: 139-2169 (676 amino acids)
Source: RefSeq, a predicted model, not a curated record